AUGUGUGGCCGCACGUGUUUGACGCUGGAACCGAAAGAUCUGGAAAGCUGUUGCAAAUACAGCAAAACAGGUCAGAGUAAACCGAAACAGCCGCAUUAUCGAAAUGAGUUCAAUUGUGGAAAAAAGUACGUGCCGUCGUUUAAUGUGGCACCCACGGACGUAACGCCAGUGCUUGUUGGCGCCGUUCACUUCGAUGAUUCUGCGGACCCAGCCGAUCGGCUGCUUGUGCCAAUGAUGUGGGGCAUGGUACCCCGUUGGCACAAGGGUGACUUCCGGAAGCACGGCCUAACCACAAACAAUUGUCGUUUGGAAGGGUUAGCAUUUUCCAAACUGUACGGACCACCACUUGCUGCUGGCCAGCGGUGCGUCAUACUGUGCGAAGGUUUUUACGAAUGGCAAACGGUAAAACCGAUGAAGCCAUCUGAACGGCCCGCAUUCUUCGUACACAUGCCGCAAGAGGAAAAGAUAAAAAUGGAAGACAAGUCGACCUGGCAGAUGGAGCAUGGUACCCAACUACAAUUGCUCCGGAUCGCUGGACUGUUCGAUGUGUGGAACGAUGAUAAUGGAGACAAACUGUACAGUUACACGGUGAUCACCUUCGAAACCGAGGGUAGUUUUGCCAGCAUUCAUCACCGAUCGCCGGCCAUUCUCGAGACGGAAGCACAAGUAGCGGACUGGUUGGAUUAUAAGCGGGUUCCAGCAAACCGGGCACUUAAUCUACUGCAGCCCAGCAAAACGAUGAAAUGGUAUCGCGUAUCGAACAUUGUUAAUAAUUCGCGCAACAAAUCCGACCAAUGCAACAAGCCGCUGGUGGAAGGAAAGCUACUGGAUGGGUGCGGAAAAUCGCCUGUAGUUCCGAAAAGCAAGAUGAUGCAAUCAUGGUUGAUAUUUAAAAAGAGAAAAAAUGAUGAUACCGAACAGAAACCUUCCGUUGAAGCCGCCCUAAAGAAAGAGCCGGAAUCGGAACCUUUGGAUAAAAAACCCAAACCAGACCCGGAUGUUCCAUAA
This is a messenger RNA of Anopheles marshallii, 1008 nucleotides long. Its product is annotated as abasic site processing protein HMCES. Bases 1 to 1008 code for a protein of 335 amino acids. The record is from RefSeq and is a predicted model, not a curated record. The transcript has 2 exons. NCBI's taxonomy places the organism in Eukaryota, Metazoa, Arthropoda, Insecta, Diptera, Culicidae. Gene Ontology annotation, molecular function: single-stranded DNA binding. Gene Ontology annotation, biological process: DNA damage response.